Molecule: messenger RNA, 1332 nt
Organism: Rubroshorea leprosula
Lineage: Eukaryota; Viridiplantae; Streptophyta; Magnoliopsida; Malvales; Dipterocarpaceae
Source: the annotation of a GenBank genome assembly
CAACUUUAAAAACUGAGGACGCUGCCUUUCUCUACGCCAAACAUGUCAGUGGGAACCAAUUUCUCAGUGCGGACAAGCUCCGUCAAAAUUACCCAACGCCUGCUUUCCUCUUCCCUGCUGUCAAUCUCAAAGGACAUAGAGCUCGUUGGAGCCCUGACUGCUUCUCCUAAAUCAAGCUUCUUGUUUCUCUCAAGAAGUGAUGUCUCAUAUGAAGACGAGUGCCUCAUUGCAGUCAACUAGCCUCAGGGGGGGAUUUACUGUGAGAACCUGUUGGGAUCAUUUCCUCGGCUUCUCAACGACUCGGGCAAAGUCAUAUCAACGCAGGGAAGUUCGUUUAUACUGUUUUAAGGUUUCUAUAUGGAUUUCAUUUUGUGGAUCUUUUUGAAUGUCGCAAUUUUUGGUUCCGCUUAUCAUCUGAAGCUUUGAUUUUUAUUUUUAUUUUUGUUUUUUUACCAACAUGAAAGGAAAAAUUAACAUUAGAAUAGAGAAGAACCAGUUGGUAUCUGUUAGUUUUUAAUUACUUUGUAGCUUAGUUGAGUUUAGCAGUUUGCUUUACUUUCCAGAGAAUGGAAACGGAGGGCCAUAUAAAUGUUUGAAGUUGAAGCUUUAACCUUGCAGAGGCUUUAAUCAAAAUUGUCAUCUGAAAGCUUGAGUUUGUUAGUUGGCAGCUAGUUUGGUUACCUUUUUAAAAUUUAAGAGAUCAUUACUGUGUAAUUUAUGAAUAAAUCUCGCAAAGUGAACUAUUUGAGUGGCUGAUUUAGUUGGUAGUGAAGGACAGAACCUCUUUAGUGGUAUUAAAUACUGGGUUGAGUCGAUAAUGUUCUUCUCAUCAUUUAGCAAAGGUCCUGACUUCCAGACUAAAUUCUUUUAAAUGUUAAGAAAGAUUAUAAAUCAAUUUGGCCUAGUGGUUAAUCCUUAAACGUUUUUUAGGUCUUUAUAUCUCUUACAUAACAUGUAUGAGAACAAUGGGUUGAUUUUUAUUAUUCAAAAUGAGAUUUUCAUUCAUCAUGUGGAGGAAGGACUAUCAUAAACUAUUUUUUGUUCACCAUGGUUCAUUUACUCUGUAUCAAGUUUCUUAAACUCUGCAUUUUCAUUUGAUGAGCCAAAAUUAAAUAGCUGUCUUUUUGAUCUAGCUGAGUACUUCUCAUUCCUUUUAAGUAUUUAGACAUUUUUCAAAUUCGAGCUCUGGGGCUGCAGUCAGUCCACAUUGGGGCUCCAUUUUCCUAAUUGACUUGAUCAUGACACAAGUGGUCUGAUGAUUUUGACCAAGUCACACAAAGUAGCUUCUAAGCUUGUGCAAGCCUUUACUAAUCACUGGGCUUGUAAAUCAUA